GAGUUUCAUGGAGACCAGUGCAGCCAACACAACUUAUGUUGUUGUUGUCACUUGAGCAGAGGCAUAACCUCACGGUGUAGAGUUUAGAUUUGAAUGACAAGUCACAAGUCAUCGUGAUUUUUCUGUAUCCUCUGUUUGAUUUUCGACCCACCUAAUUAUUUCUGACGUGUUGGUAAAUUCAAAGAAAACGGCUGUGCCAGCAGGUUGCAGUGAGGAUGGCAGACUAUUUUGAAGAGAUGAAUUGCACACCCUUAGGGGAAGGUGAAACCCCCAACUUCCUGCUACACAUGGCAAGACUUCUUCAAGAUUUUGGAAUGUGGGAAGAAUUGGGGACGAACAAAAAGUUACCGCCACCUGCCUCAAAACAGGUAGUCAAAGAUUUAAAGGAGGAUACGGUGCAAGAAGAGGGUGAGCAGUGUCCUGUUUGCUUAAAGAAAUUUGAGGUGGCAGAGGUAGUCAAAGUGAUGCCUUGCCACCAUAACUUCCAUACAGGGUGCAUUUUGCCAUGGCUUCAAAAGACAAAUUCAUGCCCAUUGUGUCGACAUGAACUCCCUACUGACGACGAAGAAUACGAAAAUUAUAAAAAGGAGCAGAAGCGUGCCAAGGAGAGAGAAGAGGAUAUAAGAAAUUUACAUGAUUCCAUGUUUUCGUAGCCUUAUGGUAAAUAAGCAAAUUUUAAGUUGUCAACCAUCAUAAAUCAUCAUUUUAAUCAAAUGUUUACAAAACUUAUAUGUUCUCUUAGUUGUUUGAUGUGGUGAUGGUAAAUCAUAUUUCAUGCAACAAAUUUGUCAAAUAU
Thrips palmi is the source of this 796-nucleotide messenger RNA. Its product is annotated as E3 ubiquitin-protein ligase RNF181-like. Bases 216 to 653 code for a protein of 145 amino acids. Gene Ontology annotation, biological process: protein ubiquitination. NCBI's taxonomy places the organism in Eukaryota, Metazoa, Arthropoda, Insecta, Thysanoptera, Thripidae. Gene Ontology annotation, cellular component: cytoplasm. Gene Ontology annotation, molecular function: ubiquitin protein ligase activity. The transcript is spliced from 4 exons. The record is from RefSeq and is a predicted model, not a curated record.